Molecule: messenger RNA, 1184 nt
Organism: Diospyros lotus (date-plum)
Lineage: Eukaryota; Viridiplantae; Streptophyta; Magnoliopsida; Ericales; Ebenaceae
Product: SNF1-related protein kinase regulatory subunit beta-1-like
Exons: 4
Coding region: 124-981 (285 amino acids)
Molecular function (GO): protein binding
Source: RefSeq, a predicted model, not a curated record
AAGUUCUACAGUGUUGCCAUUGUCCUUCCUCUCUAUCCACCUGCACUUCUCAGUUCUCGCAACUUCACAUUUUCCUCGCCAAAUCUUCAGCAAACCUUUGUCUUCGGUUUGGGGUUUUCAUCAAUGGGAAACGCAAACGGAAGAGAAGAUGGACCUGACGGCGGUGAUCCGUCGGAAAGUUCCAACGGCGAGUUAGGAUUCGGUCCGUCGGACGCUCACCCUCCGCACCCCGGACGUGUGGCUUCCUCUGAUUCGAUGGCCAACUCGCCGCCGGAGAGCCCCGGCCGCUCUCGAUCUCCUCUCAUGUUCGCUCCUCAGGUUCCUGUGGCUCCUUUACAAAGGAAUGAUGGUCCUCCCUUUUUGAGUCAAAUGUGGCGGGAUGAAUCUCAGGGAUUUGUUGAUAAUCCUCCCGAGACAGGAGUACCUACUCUAAUAACAUGGAACUAUGGUGGCAGUGAUGUUGCUGUGGAAGGAUCAUGGGACAACUGGGCAUCAAGGAAGACGCUGCAAAAAUCAGGUAAAGAUCACUCCAUUCUUUUGGUCCUGCCAUCAGGUACAUACCACUACAAGUUCAUUGUGGAUGGAGAGCAGAGAUAUAUUCCAGAUCUUCCUUUUGCAGCUGAUGAGAUGGGCCAUGUUUGCAAUCUUAUUGAUAUCAAUGAUUAUGUGCCAGAGAUCACCGAAAGUGUAACGGAGUUUCAGGCUCCACCUUCACCAGACUCGAGCUACAGUCGAGCUUUUCCAGGGGAGGAAGAUUUUGGCAAGGACCCUGUCGUUGUUCCUCCCCAGCUGCAUCUAACCAUCCUUGGCACACCAAAUUCGGAUGAAGCAGCUUCUUCUUCAAAACCCCAACAUGUUGUGCUUAACCACCUCUUUAUCGAAAAGGGAUGGGCAUCCCAGUCAGUUGUUGCUCUUGGUUUGACCCAUAGGUUCCAGUCCAAGUACGUGACGGUUGUGCUCUAUAAACCACUCAAAAGGUGAAUCCUCAACCUACAGGCUAUAAGCUUCAUAAAGAACCGAACCUGCCUGCGGUGCAUCUUACCAAUACUAUGAAUAUAACUGCUUAAGGUUUUUGACUCUUAUGGACAUGCAGCUCUUUUUAUAUUGUACAUACUGUUCUCUGAAUUCCGAGGGUUUUUUUUCGGUUAGUGGAAUAUAUUAUCGUCUCGUGUGGUGUAAUCUCC